UCUUUGCCUCAUUCAUGUGCUGUGCUGUGCUGUGCUGUGCUGUGAUGAAGCUCAUUUCCAUUAAAAUACUGCUACUACUUCCAGGUGUGUGUUAUUGUUCUUUCAGACAAUAUGGCACACCAUAUCCACCAAAUAUCUGGGGAUAUCUACAGACAAACUGACCCCAUAUCAGAGGAUACACCAAAGGUCCGGGGCUAUGACUUCAACCAGGGAGUGGACCAUCGAGCUCUGCUGCAAUCCUACCUUAACACAGGCUUUCAGGCUACCAGGUUUGGCUUGGCUGUCCAGGAGAUCAACAACAUGAUCGAGAGGCGUCAGCAACCUGUGAAGGCAGGGAGUGCAUUUGUUAAGGAAGAUCCAUCAAGCUGUCCCUGCCUCAUGAGCUGCACCAUCUUCCUUAGUUACACCUCAAACCUCAUCAGCUGUGGUGUCAGGGAGAGUAUUCGCUACCUUGCAGAGCACAAAAUGGUGGAUGUCUUAGUGACCACAGCUGGAGGUAUAGAGGAGGAUCUGAUCAAGUGUUUGGGCCCAGUGUACAUUGGAGACUUUACAAUGUCCGGAAAGGAUCUGUAUCAAAAAGGCCUUAACAGGACUGGAAACACUCUGAUGCCUGAAGAAAACUACAGUAAAUUUGAUGACUGGAUGAUGCCGAUCUUAAAGCAGAUGCUGGUGGAGCAGAACACUCAGGGCGUUCGCUGGACUCCAUCUAAGAUGAUCCAUCGACUGGGCAAGGAGAUCAACAACCCUGAAUCUGUUUGCUACUGGGCCUACAAGAAUAACAUCCCGGUGUUCAGCCCUGGACUGACUGACGGCGCUAUCGGAGACAUGUUCUACCUCUUCUCAGCUAAAAACCCUGGCUUGAUAUUGGACAUAAUUGAAGAUGUAUCAAAGGUGAACAACAUUGCAGUGGCUGCCAACAGCACAGGGAUGAUCAUCCUGGGAGGAGGUCUGGCCAAACACCACAUAUGCAAUGCCAAUGCAUGGAGGGAUGGAGCUGACUACGCGGUGUACGUGAACACGGCCCAGGAGUUUGAUGGCUGUGACUCAGGGGCCAGACCUGAUGAGGCAGUGUCCUGGGGCAAGAUCACAGCAGAUGCUAAACCUGUGAAGGUGUUUGGAGAUGCUACCAUAAUCUUCCCCUUAUUAGUGGCAGAAACCUUCGCAGUUCAUGCUAAGGCGACUACUGGCAAGAAAAAUGAAUGAAAUCAAGGCCUCCUCCAAUCUUUUAUUAUUAUUACUAUGUUUCAUUCUCUCUCUCUCUCUUUGCUUCAGGCUAUGGGUUUUUCAGAAAUGUUUAAUAGACCGUUCUCAUGGUUCUCAUCUUCUGAAUUAUUACUUAUAAGAGAAGAUUUUAGAGAGGCAGGUUCAACUGAAUGCCAUGGCCUCCUCAGUUGUUCAGUCCUGUAUGUCUGGUAGCACUAGUCUUACAAAUAGCCACCAAUUAAGACUGCUCUGGUCCUUCCAGUCUACCUUCACACAGGAAUCAUUUCCCUUGACCUGAUCUGGUUUCAAAAUAAAGCUGUGUGAGUGGAAGAGUCAUCAGAUGGGCUCCCUCUCAUUAACUGGUUGUGGAGUUUGGGGGUGGUUACAAUGUCCCAGUGUUACAUGUAUAAUGUGCUAAAACUCUUCUAAAAUCUUGAAUCAAAUUUUGUUUUGAAAAAGGUGGCGGUUUUUACUGGUGCAUACGUGUUGGAAGGUGCUUAUUCAAAUGUUCAAAUAAUAUUUACUGAAAAAAACAACAAAACCUGAACUAUAGAUGUCAAUAAAAAAAUUUGAAUUGA
Molecule: messenger RNA, 1781 nt
Organism: Dicentrarchus labrax (European seabass)
Lineage: Eukaryota; Metazoa; Chordata; Actinopteri; Moronidae
Product: deoxyhypusine synthase-like
Exons: 9
Coding region: 112-1203 (363 amino acids)
Biological process (GO): peptidyl-hypusine biosynthetic process
Cellular component (GO): cytoplasm
Molecular function (GO): deoxyhypusine synthase activity
Source: RefSeq, a predicted model, not a curated record